AUGGUGGAAGGCUUAACUGAGCUUGUUGCGGCAUCUGGCAUAUCUGUACCAGCCCGUGCCAAAUUUGUCGGUCGCUUCAUGGCAUACACAACAUUCGGAGCGGUCACUUUUGGUCUUGUGUGUGGACAGCUGAGCGUCAUGCUCGCUGUGGGCCCGCUGAUCCCGUUCAUGUGGGGAGCAUGGACAGGAUUCACACUCAUGUCUGUGGGAUUCUGGCGGCACGAGCGCUCCAUCAUCAAAGAUUAUGUCGGGCGAUAUCCGGUCCUGAUGGAGCAGGUAAUUCGAACACAAUUCCCGUACUCGAACAUGCCCAAGCAACUCUCAGCCGAGCAAUGGCUGCAGCAGGGCAGCCUUUCUGCGAUCAGCUGGUGUAUACUUGCGGCACAGACUGCAGCCCCCUUGAUUCAAGAGCAUGAAGACUCCAAGCUAAGAAGCAUUCUGGAAGCAGAGCUGGAAUCCUCGUGA
Messenger RNA from Symbiodinium natans, 465 nucleotides. NCBI's taxonomy places the organism in Eukaryota, Dinophyceae, Suessiales, Symbiodiniaceae. The record is from the annotation of a GenBank genome assembly.